Messenger RNA from Dovyalis caffra, 340 nucleotides. NCBI's taxonomy places the organism in Eukaryota, Viridiplantae, Streptophyta, Magnoliopsida, Malpighiales, Salicaceae. The record is from the annotation of a GenBank genome assembly.
CAAACUUCUACCAGUAAUUGAUCAACUCAAUGAUGAUUUCACGGAUGUAAAAUUUAUAUAUAUAAACAACUAUAAGAUUGGGGAGGAUUCUACUGUUCUUGAUUUCAAGGUCAAUAAUAGCGCUUGUUGUCCAUCAUCUGUCAUUGGUCAGUGUGUUCCGGACCAGAUUCCAUGCCAGGAUAGGACCCAGUACAUGUUCUGGGACUCUUUUCAUCCAACUGAGAUUUUUAAUAUUUUCUAUGCAGAAAGAUCUUAUCGCGCGUUGGACCCUUCAUAUGCUUAUCCAUAUGAUAUUAGCCACUUAAUUUCGGUUGAUCAAGGAGUUGCUGUGGCCAAGUGA